Ascochyta rabiei is the source of this 732-nucleotide messenger RNA. RefSeq lists its product as uncharacterized. The coding region runs from base 1 to 732 and encodes 243 amino acids. The record is from RefSeq and is a predicted model, not a curated record. The transcript has a single exon. Lineage: Eukaryota; Fungi; Ascomycota; Dothideomycetes; Pleosporales; Didymellaceae.
AUGCUCAUGGACCAAGAGUUCAAUAGCCCAGGAAGUCGGCCGAUUUUCAGCUUUGCGGCGCUAUUUUCCUGUCUCAUUGUCCUGUCACCUGAUACGAAGCUGAACCGUGAGCGGCUUCGAGAAGCCACUACGGACAAGGGUGACUUGAACGAAGUCAAAAAGCCUAUCAGCCCCACGAAGGAAGCCCCUAAGUACCGCUUCAGUCUCCUCCUCAAGGAGAACCAACGAGCUCUCGCGAACGAAUACUGCGGCAUCCUCGACGAUGCAGAGCAAGCCGCGAGCGAAAUUGGUGCUUUUGACUCUGACGGCUCCUCUUCCGAUAGCGAAUCCGCUGGGAGCGAUCACGACGAGGAACUUAGCCACAUUCCCCGCCUACUGUAUCCACUGACCGUGACCGCACGGGUCUCAAUCCCUACAGUACAUUUGUACGAUCCGAAAGAUGCAUACCAUGCACAGCAUGAGCUCCCCACACGCUUGUGUGACAAGUUUCUGAUGCAAGAGAUCAAGCAUGAUGGUGCCAAUGGAUCCGAAGCAAGUCAAGAUGUGCGCCGCAGCUAUCGUCAAGGCGGCGGAGAAAGGCAGACAGCGAAUCAACAUGUUCGGAUUGCAAUGGAUAGGUCAGAGAUGCAUGGUUCCCGUGCUGGAUGCAAGAUAUACCGUGUUAGUAUCUGCUUAGCGGCGACAUUGAUGGCUUGGAGCUCGGCUCCAUUUGUUACAGGAUAUACUAUAUAA